Capronia coronata CBS 617.96 is the source of this 1080-nucleotide messenger RNA. RefSeq lists its product as uncharacterized. The record is from RefSeq and is a predicted model, not a curated record. Gene Ontology annotation, molecular function: RNA binding; protein binding. Gene Ontology annotation, cellular component: catalytic step 2 spliceosome. Lineage: Eukaryota; Fungi; Ascomycota; Eurotiomycetes; Chaetothyriales; Herpotrichiellaceae. The coding region runs from base 1 to 1080 and encodes 359 amino acids. The transcript has 5 exons.
AUGGCCUCGAUCAAACGACAAGCGUCCGACAGCUUUAGCCAGCCAGGGGCCUUGGUGAAGAGACAAAAGUCUAGUUCAGACCUCAAUGAUACUCAGGCCCUCACAAUCGGCGCGAGAGAUCAGAAUGGCACUCUUGUGCCUUCUGCUCUCCGGACGAGCGCACUCCCCGCGCCCAUUAUGGAAUUGACAGGUCACUCCGGCGAGAUAUUUGCAGCCAGGUUCGAUCCUACCGGUCAACACAUUGCCUCAGGGUCUAUGGACCGGUCGAUAAUGUUGUGGAAUACCUACGGACAAUGCGAAAACUAUGGAAUAAUGACGGGUCACAAGGGUGCCGUACUGGACUUGCAGUGGUCCCGAGAUUCCAAGAUAAUAUAUUCUGCUUCUGCAGACAUGACAGUGGCAAGCUGGGACCUCGAAACUGGACUGAGGAUACGCAAGCAUGUCGGUCACGAGGAGGUCAUAAAUUGCUUGGACCUUAGCAGACGGGGUCAAGACCUGCUGCUGAGUGGUAGCGACGAUGGCUGCAUAGGAAUCUGGGAUCCUCGGCAAAAAGCCGCCGUCGACUAUAUCGAGACCGAAUUCCCAAUUACUGCGAUAGCCAUGGCUGAACAAGGUCACGAAAUUUAUUCUGGAGGGAUCGACAACGACAUCAAGGUUUGGGAUGCUCGUAAGAUGGAGGUCACAUACACGCUGAGUGGCCAUGGCGACACCAUCACCUCGCUGGAAGUCUCACCAGACUCACAAACGUUGCUCUCCAAUUCCCACGACUCGACGGUACGAACUUGGGACAUCAGGCCGUUUGCACCUGUGGAUCGGGCCGUGCGUGUCUACGACGGUGCGCCAGCGGGAUUCGAAAAGAACUUGAUCCGUGCAAGCUGGAGUCCGAAAGGAGAUAAAAUCUGUGCCGGGUCGGGCGACCGUACAGUGGUGGUGUGGGACGCUCGAUCCGCCAAACUACUGUAUAAAUUGCCUGGCCACAAGGGAACGGUCAAUGAUGUACGGUUUUCGCCGACUGAAGAACCCAUCAUUGUUUCUGCUUCGACCGAUCGGAAUCUUAUGCUGGGUGAGCUCGGAAGGUGA